AUGAGUCGGCCGUCUGCCAAGCUUUGCGCCGAGUGUUUCCCGGGCUCCUUGCGGCCGUCCCGGGCACUGCGGGGCGUUGGUGUUGCCCGUGAGCGGACCUACGUCGCCCAGCGGAGUGGGAUCUCCUCUUCUGCUACCCGUCGGGAUCGGACAUCGCCAUGCAGUCUGUCUACAGGCAGAUUUGUGGGCGAGAAGCUACCAUUGCGACCGACGCAGAGAGCCCGGGGCCUGGCUACUACCAGCGAUGCGACGGCGAAGAAUGCGGGUGUUGAGAAGGUGUCUGGACCCCCGCAGGAUGGGCCCAUGAAGGAGUAUGAUGAUCGCGUGCAGGAAGGUCGCUUGCGGGAUGACCCGUAUCAAAGAGCAAUUAUCCAGAACCUGCAGAACUUGUUCGAGGCUCUGAAGGACUAUUCCGCGCCCAAGGUCAUCCACCCUACCGUCGAGUCGCUGGACCCUGAACCCAAGCAAUCUUUCUUUGGAUCGUUAUUCAACCGCGGUGGCAACAAGGAGGACAAGUCAGCGAUACCCGAGUCCCUUCCCAAGGGUCUUUAUAUGUUUGGCGAUGUUGGAUGUGGAAAGACCAUGCUGAUGGAUCUGUUCUUCGAUACCCUGCCACCCAAUAUUACGACCAAGACUCGCAUCCAUUUCCACAACUUCAUGCAGGAUGUACAUAAGCGCAUGCAUGUUGUCAAGAUGAAGUACGGUAACGACUUUGAUGCGUUGCCCAUGGUUGCUGCAGAUAUUGCCGAGACCGCCAGCGUGCUCUGCUUCGACGAAUUCCAGUGCACCGAUGUCGCCGACGCGAUGAUCUUGCGCAGACUCUUGGAGAUUCUAAUGUCUCACGGCGUCGCCGUCAUCACAACGUCCAACCGUCACCCAGACGACCUAUACAAAAACGGCAUCCAACGCCAAUCGUUCAUCCCCUGCAUCAACCUCCUUAAAAGCCAACUGAACGUCAUCAACCUAAACUCACCAACGGACUACCGUAAAAUCCCCCGUCCUCCAGCCGCAGUCUAUCACCACCCACUAGGUGACGACGCAAACGCCCACGCCCAAAAGUGGUUCGACUACCUCGGCGACCCAAUCAACGACCCACCCCACGCAGAAACCCAAGAAGUCUGGGGCCGCAAAAUCCAAGUACCCCUCGCAAGCGGCAAAGCCGCCAAAUUCACCUUCAACCAGCUCAUCGGCACAGCCACUGGCGCAGCAGACUACCUCGAGCUGGUCCGCCACUACGACGGCUUCAUUAUCACCGAUGUUCCGGGUAUGAAUCUGAACCAGCGUGAUCUUGCCCGCCGAUUCAUCACAUUCAUCGAUGCCGUAUACGAGAGCCGCGCGAAGCUGGUCCUCACCACCGAAGUCCCGCUCACCAACCUCUUCCUCUCUGCGUCUGAUAUCAAGGACUCCAUGAAGGGUGGCGACCAUUCUGACCUGUCCGAUGCUAUGCGCAAUCUUAUGGACGAUUUGGGUAUGUCGGUGCAGGCACUCAAGAAUACUUCUAUCUUCAGUGGUGAUGAGGAGCGGUUUGCGUUUGCGCGUGCCUUGUCGAGACUCGCGGAGAUGGGAAGUAAGGAGUGGGUUGAGCGCGGGAUGGGAGUUGGAAUGGGUGAACAGGGGAGUAAGGAGGAUCGUGAGGCUUGGAAGAAGACUAGGAGUCAUUGGAGCGAAGAUAACAUGUAG
This is a messenger RNA of Penicillium verhagenii, 1680 nucleotides long. RefSeq names its product AFG1/ZapE family ATPase. The coding region runs from base 1 to 1680 and encodes 559 amino acids. Gene Ontology annotation, cellular component: cytoplasm; mitochondrion. The transcript is spliced from 3 exons. Gene Ontology annotation, molecular function: ATP binding; ATP hydrolysis activity. Gene Ontology annotation, biological process: protein quality control for misfolded or incompletely synthesized proteins. NCBI's taxonomy places the organism in Eukaryota, Fungi, Ascomycota, Eurotiomycetes, Eurotiales, Aspergillaceae. The record is from RefSeq and is a predicted model, not a curated record.